AUGUCUUCAGAAAAAGAGUCACCACCAACUUCAACAGAGCAUACUCACAUUUCAGCUCAAUCAGAGAUAGGAAUGGGACGUCAGUCUCCCCCUCCAAUAAAUGAGGGACCAAGUAAAAAUAAUCAGCAAGAUAUAAACAAACUGACAGAAGAAAUGUUUUUUAAGGUUGCUGAUUAUUUAAAGGGAGAGAUCUUGGCUACAACUGAAGAUUACAAACUUUUAGAAACAAUGAACAAAGUUACGCGAGAACGGUAUCAGGAAAUGUCUAAAAUGGCACAAAAUUUGGUUGUAGAGAUGGCCAACUUUCAAAGAAUCUAUACUAGCUUCGAACCAUAUAUUCAACAAAUUGAUGAAGUAUGUGAACAGGUCGAUUUUUUGGAAAAAGUUGCUAACGAAUUAGACGAAUAUUCAAAAGAAUUGGAUAUCAAUGCUUCCGUUACUAGUGAUAAUGUCAAAGAAGAAUUACUCCAUUUACGAUACUUUUUAAAAACUGUCCAGGAGCGUAUCGAAAAAUUCGAGACGGACGUAAAGGGAAUUUUUAAUAAAUCGAAAAAGGACCAGGCUUCUGGGAUAAGAAUGGUACUUAUGGGGCCACCUGGUGCCGGUAAAGGAACUCAAUCUCCAAAGAUCAAAGAGAAGUUUUGCGUUUGUCAUUUAGCUACUGGCGAUAUGUUACGAUCGCAAGUAGCUGCAAAAACAAAACUUGGUUUGGAAGCUAAAAAAAUCAUGGAUACCGGAGGUCUGGUGUCUGACGAAAUAAUGGUAGGAAUGAUCGAAAAUGAAUUACAAAAUAAUCCAGAGUGUAAACAAGGUUUUAUUCUAGAUGGAUUUCCUCGUACAGUACCCCAAGCAGAAAAACUUGAUGCCAUGCUUGAAAAAGAUAAAAAAAAACUCGACCAUGCUGUUGAAUUAGUAAUUGAUGAUAAUUUAUUGGUUUCACGUGUCACUGGUCGUUUGAUUCAUCCAUCCAGUGGUAGAACGUAUCAUAAAAUUUUCAAUCCACCAAAAGUUCCCGGUAAAGAUGAUGCAACUGGCGAACCAUUAAUUCAACGUGGAGAUGACAAUGCUGAAACCUUAAAAAAACGUUUAGCGACUUAUCAUAAGCAAACUGCUCCCGUGGUAGAGUAUUAUAAACAAAAAAAUAUCUGGUCUGGUGUAGAUGCAUCUCAAAAUCCUGAGGUAGUUUGGGCGAGUUUAUUAGCUAUCCUCGGCAAUUCUAAGAAAAACUAA
Racocetra persica is the source of this 1230-nucleotide messenger RNA. NCBI's taxonomy places the organism in Eukaryota, Fungi, Glomeromycota, Glomeromycetes, Diversisporales, Gigasporaceae. The record is from the annotation of a GenBank genome assembly.